Messenger RNA from Amoebophrya sp. A120, 2146 nucleotides. The record is from the annotation of a GenBank genome assembly. NCBI's taxonomy places the organism in Eukaryota, Dinophyceae, Syndiniales, Amoebophryaceae.
CCAAUUUAAUUAUUUUCAGGACAUUUGGAUGUGUGCGCUUCCUAGAGAGACGUUUGUUACAGACACAUAGAUCAUACUUACAGAGACAAGAAGACACUCAAAAGCGCUUUCCUCUUUAGUGUCGAGUCGUAAUCGAAGGUAUCCGUUGGAUUCUCUUUUUAUUCCCUUCAAAUAAAAACUGCAUUAGUAUUUGGUCGUCGUGAGUUUCAACGUCAUUCUCAUUUACCGCCAUCCUCUAGCGAGUGUGCGAACGGGCGACAAGAAACGGAACCAGCGGAAAUGACGACUACAACGAGUACCGAUGGGUACUUCCGACUAACGGUUAGUCCUACCGGCGCCACUGUCGCUGCAGCCGUCAGUAGAACAGGUAGGAAAUAAAAUCUAGUACUGCGCCGCGUGAUCAUACAUCUCUAGUGAGAAUAUUCAUGUAGUAUUGAUAAUCUGCGAAUCCGAAUUUUCAUUUUCCAAAACCGCACCGAUUCCACAAAAAUUUAUCACGACAGGCGGAAGUUUUUCUGUCGACCUUCUCCGCAGCUCCGACCUGGUUUCCGAAAGUAGUUUCGAGCACCCUGCGAUGGUGACUGACAUCUCUUUUGUGAAUGACGACACGUUCGUGACCACGUGCCUGGACGGCCGUCUGCGCCUGCUGCGGGCUGCCGGACCGGCAAAGAAGCGAAAGAUCGAGGUGCUGGCCGAAACCGAGUUGGGGCAGGACACGGGCAUCGAUGCGGACGACCGUACGCUGUGCUACGCCUGUGCCGUCUACCGUGCGGGAGACGGACACUCUUCCUCCACAUCCUCCAGCUCCACGGGACCGAAAUUGGCAAACGGAAAGAACAGUAAAGCCAGUGCCGACACAACGAAAGGCUUGAACAUAGUGUUGACGCCGGAGUCGGUCGCGCAGCUGCGGAUCGUCGCGGCGUGCCGCGAAGUGAUCGAGGUUUUUCGUGUGAUUACCACGGCUGACGGUUCGAAAAGCAGUUUGCAGCGGAUCGGCACGCCCAUCGAGCACCUGCACGUGGAAGUGAUCAACCAGCUUUCGUUUUUGCGCGAGCACAUCCUGGUUUCCGGCGGCGACGACGGGCUGGUCAACUUUACGGACAUGCGCGUCUGGGAGCAGGCCGUGCUGAAUCCGCGACGGGUUUCCAGAAAUUCCUCAGUCGACGACGUGGACAUGACAACAACUAUAUCGAACCCCUCGUCCAGCGCAGCUGGUGCCGCAGAACAUCAAGGCGGUAGAAGUACUACUGCCGGCGAGGUCGAGGUUGACUCUGGUACUUUGGCGCAACAGGAUGUGGACGAGGGCUUUCUGUUCACGAUCAACAACGACGAAAACGUCCGGUCCUUCCUCAUCGUCGAGGAGUUCGCCGUGGUUCUCUGUGCCUCCACAAACGAGACGGUCAGCGUCUGGAGUUUCGGCGGGAAGGAGGAGUUCGGGCAGCUGCGCCGAUUGGUGCAGUUCACAGACGAAAUCCGGUCGUGCGAGCAGCUUUUGUCCGGCGAGCGCGACGGCUUCCACACCCUGGGCUGCGUCCUCAGCAUGUGGUUCGAGCAGGGCAAGAUCUUCGUGCUCGGGGGCAGUUGCGACGGCGCGAUGAUGCUAUUUCACCUGAACUUGACCCAGUGCGUGCCCGUGCAGGAAAUCGGGUCCGCGCAUCUGGAGGGCGAGUACUUCGUACCCGAGAGAAGCGGGCAGGAGGACGGCGCCACGUCGGGCAGCGACGCAACGACUUCCGACGGUGUUGCGGUCGCCAAGCGGCUAAAGAGUCGGCUAAAGAGUGCGGACGAGGAGGAGGAUGUCGGGGUAAAGGAAAAUAAAGACGUCGUGGCCGCGCAGAGGAUGGCCGGUGACCACGACCUGGCGGGCGGUGUGUCCACAGCACAAAAGCACGAGGAGCUGGUGAGGUGUUGCGCAGUCCUACGGGCGGCGGACAGCAAAAGUUCCACUCGCGAGUUGUGGACCGGCGACGAAUCAGGCCGGCUCUGUCGCUGGUUCGCGCGAGGACGAAAACGGUGUCGCGCCACGGCAUGAAUGAUCCUCGAUAAAAGAAGGCGACUUCCAACGUGCACUGAAUCCUGCUAAAACUUUUAUGCACAUAACCAUAACGCAAACGCGAAAUCAUGAUCAACAUCGGGUUCUCUUUCU